This is a messenger RNA of Leptosia nina, 372 nucleotides long. The record is from the annotation of a GenBank genome assembly. NCBI's taxonomy places the organism in Eukaryota, Metazoa, Arthropoda, Insecta, Lepidoptera, Pieridae.
AUGAUAACUCAUGGCAACGCGUCGGGGCAGCGAUCGAUGUUGUUCUAUAGCAUCAAUUUGUUAUCAUCAGAUAAGCUGUGGCCCGGCAAAGUACUCAGCGACGUACCUUGGGAGAGCGACUACGCAGUUAUGGAUGAAUACCACGGCGACUGGAACACGGCUUCUCGGAAAAUAGUGAAUGCACUGAAACCGGAAGCCCGAGUCUCAACGGAAGUGACGUUGGGCAGCGUAUGGAGUGCAGUGUUGGGUGCGGUCUUCGGCGCCGGAGUUGUCAUGAUAAUAGCUGCUCUAUUGUUCGUCUUUCGGCGCCCGAAGAAGCAGGAACACCAGCUGGCACCUAUUGAAGUUGGACAAAAUGUGAGUAUUGAUUAG